Messenger RNA from Talaromyces rugulosus, 1290 nucleotides. RefSeq lists its product as uncharacterized. The transcript has 4 exons. The coding region runs from base 1 to 1290 and encodes 429 amino acids. The record is from RefSeq and is a predicted model, not a curated record. Lineage: Eukaryota; Fungi; Ascomycota; Eurotiomycetes; Eurotiales; Trichocomaceae.
AUGACAGACAUAGCCCUCAAACUUGCCAAGUGGGCACUUACCAAGUUGGGAGAUUACGCGGGUGACAAGAUCAAACCAGCUAUAAAGGAGCAGUUGGGGAUGAAAGCAGAUGAUGCGCUUUUAAAGCAGGUUCAACAAGAGCUCCAAGAACUCCAGAAAGCCCAGAUUAUCGUCCAAGAAAAGCUUGACACAAUAGCGGCGGAAAUGAAACUGGGCUUCAAGUUGAAUCAAUUCACAGAGGCAGAGAAGAUAAUUCGCAGCCGUAUGACCUCUUUUGAGAUGGCCAUGAAGAUUGCGUUGGUCGAGCAAAAGGGAAAGAGGCUCGGCGAUGAUACGCGCCUGCAGCGGGUGCUUGAAGCUAUUGCUCAAGAAAAUGGCGGCAUCCGAGACCAACUGCACUUUAUGCAAGAUGCUCUUCUGUCCCGUGACAAUCCCCAGAAAGAAAGUCUCGUCGAUGUUGUUAAUGCGUAUUACUGGAACAAGUACGGUGGUCCGCAAGGCUUAAGUGCCCAAGGCGUAAAGUAUGGCAUUCCAUCUUACGUCAAGGAUCUCCAGACGUACGUUAAGUCUAUCGCACAACUUCAACUUACUGCUAUCUACCUGAUCUCUUGGGCCGUCGAUAAACAGCUAUUGCAGGCAGAGGUGAACCACGCUAUCAAGAAGCUCGAAGAGCAGGCGAAAGCCAUCUGCGACUUCGUGCCGCCUCCCAUUGACCUCACCGACGUGAAUGGUAGAGGAGAUGCCUUUUUCCACAAAGUCACAGGGCGGGAUGACUGCUUCAUGAUUCGCGAAAACUUUGGUAACAAGAAGCACUUAGUGUUACGCACGCGCACUGGAUACGCAUGGCCCCCAUGGUACUUUUUAGGCUUUGAUUCCUGGGAUGGUCCUAUCAUGUGCCCAAUGGACUACAGAUGGAAGUUUGAGUGGGUUGACGACAGCGAAGGAUAUAAGCUCAUAGGCUGGGACAUUAACUCUUCUUCGCACAACGAGCCGAGGACAGUACAAUGGGAGAAUAACGCGAGUGAUCGCCACGCAGAUACCUACAACAGAUACACCACACGUAAUAAGGGUACAGAUGUGGUUUUUAAAAUUGUCGUUCUGAGGCCUAGUAAGGGUUCGAGCUACACAACUAUACGGCUCGUGGAUCAGGAGCUGUCUCAUGGCACAGAUCCUAACACGCCUAAGUGGUGGUUUGAUGGCCGAGUGCAGGACCCCUACGCCUUCGAGGUAGUGUAUCAAAACGGUCAACGAUAUAAUACUUCGUUCCAUGAUAGUACUUCGGGAUUUUGA